Messenger RNA from Megalobrama amblycephala (Wuchang bream), 5478 nucleotides. RefSeq names its product SH2B adaptor protein 1 (gene sh2b1). Lineage: Eukaryota; Metazoa; Chordata; Actinopteri; Cypriniformes; Xenocyprididae. The record is from RefSeq and is a predicted model, not a curated record. The coding region runs from base 862 to 3471 and encodes 869 amino acids. Gene Ontology annotation, biological process: intracellular signal transduction. The transcript has 11 exons. Gene Ontology annotation, cellular component: plasma membrane. Gene Ontology annotation, molecular function: transmembrane receptor protein tyrosine kinase adaptor activity.
CACAUCCCUCUUCCUCAGAUUUUUCCUCUCAUUGAAAAUCCCCCUUCUCCUACUCCCUGUCCCCCCAACCUACACCCUCUCCCACUAUAUCGCGAGAGACUGAUUGGGACAGCAGGCAGAGAAAUAUUCAUAUACCUGCAACAAGAGCAGUUGCAAAGCCUUUAUGAAUAAAUAGAUACCAUAUGAUUCAUCAAUAAGUUUAGCAUCAACGGGGGACAGCAAGACGGAGAGGAAUGAAUGUUAGUGUUAACAUUGGCAGACAAACUGCCUGCUUAGCAAUACAGCCAGCUAGCUGACCAGCAGCUCAAACUUGAUAAUUUAUUAGCAGUGCUGGGUUAGCUAGUUAGCACCAGGCUAGUUCAAUAUUUGCACUUAAACUUUUUCCAAUUUCACUCACGCCAGCGAACAAAUUGCGUCUUUUGUGCAAAAAGCUAACUGCACCGGCUUCGAGUUACACACUGGCCUGAAGAUGGUCACAAAUCCCUACCGCAAGAUCCUCUCAAAGCCUUAAAACUGGAGACCACCUGAGAACUAACAUCAGCUCAGCCUGCUGCUUUUGACAUGUUUAGUGUUACUCGCCAUACAUACAUUUACACAUAUUAUUUUGUGUAGAAUGUGAGCUAUUUUAGAGCACCAAACAUUGACAAACUGAGUCAAAUCUUUUUUUUUUUUUUUAAUGGGGGAAGACAAUUACUAGUCAUUGUCAGGCCACAUUUUUCAGUCAGUUUUUCUGAAUUCAUGUCAAUUGUAAAACCGUAGCCCGAUGAACAGAUUUCGCGUUCCCCAUACACACGUAGAUCACAACGAUCCUGACGUCUUUGAUGAUCGUUUGGUCUUCAAUUGCUCACUUAUUAGUCAGUCAUGAACGGCUCCCUCUUAACCCCGCCCAGCCCGCGGGCUGCAGCUAAUUCAUCUCCCCUUCCGCCGUCCCCGUCUCCAUCGCCUUCUCCUCCAUCUCCAUCAUUGUUGCCCCUCUCCACAAGACCCCCACCUUUGCCUCCUCCAGCUCCUGUCAGUCAGCCCUUGUCAUCACUGUCUGACACACCCACACCAUCUCCGUCUCCCUGCCUUAGUUGGACCGAGUUCUGUGAGCUCCAUGCCCGGGUUGCUGCCGGUGACUUCGCCCGCCAUUUCCGGGCCUUCCUGCAGGAGAACCCGCAUUACUCCCCUGAUUCAGCUGCUGCUUUUUGCCGCCGCUUCACUGACAGAUUUGUUCGUCAUUUCGAGAGCGAGCUUGAGGGUACAGGAGUCGGUAGGGAAGGAACGGUGAACUGGGUCGCCCAAUCGGACAUUAUGUCGCUGGAGGAGGACGCAGCAUCUCCGUCCCUGCUGCCAUCGGAGGCCGCCACCCCCUGCCCGCCCACUCACACACGGGCUAUGCCCAAACCGAUCUUGACCCAGGAGGGCCGCGGCAUGGAACGAUUCCAGAAUACAGGAGCGUUUCAGGAUUUGUAUGCCCAUACGCAGAUUCUCCCACCAUCCUCUUCUUCAUCGUGCUCUUCCUCUAUGGGCGGGAAUAAUGGGCGGAGGGAGGAGAGGGGAAUUGUAGUCAAACACAAUCCAUCUGGCUACAAUGACCUGGAGGAAGAGGAGGACAGCUGGGCGGGGCCCGUGGCUGGAGAGGAGGUGGAGACGGACGUAGUAGGAAGGGACGAUGAGGGCGAGAGUGAGUUGACCUCGGAAAGAGCCGAUCUCAGCCAGACUCCGACAUGCCCCAACCCCUCUGGCACACCAGCAACUUCUGGUUCAAAAGGUAAUGGGACACCCAUUGGGGGUAACUCCAAAAAUAAACUAAAAAAGCGGUUCUCUCUGCGCAGCGUGGGCCGCAGUGUCAGAGGUAGCGUGCGAGGCAUCUUGCACUGGCGCAGCUCCUCCAGCGAUUCCCCUCAGAACUGCAGCGUGGGUAACGUCAACCCUCUUCCUUCCAGUUACAGCUACACUACAGGCCUUCAAGAUGGCAAGAGGAACUCCGGCUCGCAGGGUGUUCCCGCUUCUCUCCCUGUGUCUCUCUCCCUUCCCCUUUCCCUACCUCACUCAUCAUCCUCUUCGUUGCCCCCAUCAUCCUCCAGUAGCGCCACCUCCCUUUCGCUUUCCGAGGCCCGUGACUGGCGGAGGAGCAACGGCGAUGGGGAGAAGGAGAAAUGGAGUCACCGGUUGGAGAAACUGCGUCUGUCUCGCUCACCGCCGCCGAAUCUGUCCGCCGCAGCUCCACCUUCAUCUGCCGUGUCCCCCUCGGCACUACCACCGAGCAGCAUCAGCGCCCCCAGGAAGAUGGGUAGGCUGGUACGGGAGGGUGGUGUGACCGUGUGCUCGUCUUCGGAUGAGUUCGCCAGCACUCAUGGUUUCCCAGGCUUUUCCUUUGGACUGCUGCACCACGGCACGGACAGCUCACUGUCAGGGCAUCCCGCGGCCACCGGGGGAGCUGCAGGCGGACGGGGCAUGCGUUGGCACAAGUGCCGUCUAGUUCUGAAAGAACGAGAUAAGGAUGGAGGGGAUGGAGGGCUGGAGUAUUUCCUGGAGUUUUACAUCCCGCCUAAAUCCUCCAAGCCCAGACUGACUGUCCCAUGCGGCUCUAUUGUUGACGUGAGGAGCACUACAGCUAUAGAGGUGCCAGACAAAGAGAACACCUUCCUUCUACAGUUGGAAGGUCAGGCGCAGUACGUGAUCGAGACCAGAGAUGCGGUUCAGAUGAGAGCUUGGCUCAGUGACAUCAGAAACGCCAUUUGUUUGAGUGAGCAAGAGGAUGUUGAGGGCGUGUGUGGCAGUGCUCUCACCGACCUCAGUGUAACGCCAGAAUUCAGCGACCGCCUGUCUCAAGUUUGCUAUGGUGGAGUUGGUGGUUCUCCCCAGCUGGAGCCUCUACCUCCUGAGUUACCACCCCGUGCUCCUCUUGACGAAUCAGACAGUCGACUGCUUAGUGGGGGCGGAGCCGGUCUUGGCACACCUUUUGCUGAAACUCCUGAUGCCACAGGUUCGUUCCUGUUCUCUGAGGGUUCUGUGUCAGAGACAGUUGAACAUCCUCUGAGUGAGUGUCAGUGGUUCCACGGCACACUCUCUCGUCUUAAGGCGGCCCAGCUGGUGCUGGCGGGUGGCAUGGCCAGCCAUGGUGUGUUCCUUGUGCGGCAGAGUGAGACACGGCGUGGGGAGUAUGUCCUCACCUUCAACUUCCAGGGCAAAGCAAAGCACUUGCGUCUCUCCCUGAACGAGGAUGGACAGUGUCGUGUGCAGCAUCUCUGGUUCCAGUCCAUUUUUGACAUGCUGGAGCAUUUCCGUGUGCACCCCAUUCCCCUGGAAUCUGGGGGCGCCUCUGAUGUCACCCUCAUCAGCUUUGUGGGGGCCACGAAUGUCCGGCAACCAGGCCGGGAAAGGGCAGGCAGCCGCCCCACAGUCUGUGAUGUCAUCACCACGCGCCACCCCGACUCUCCAUCAACCCCCAUCUCUGACUGUGUACUUGACCAGCAGACCCCGUAGUCCUCCUCAGCCGCCUCCUCCCCCUCUGCCUCCCGGACGCCCUCCGCCCCCGACCCCGCCGCAGGAACGAGGGAGCGAAUCGGAGGCCGCCGGAGGAGGCGGAGCGAGCAGCGGGGCAGAAGAGUGCGAGGAACGAGAGCGGGAGCCGCCGCUCCUCCAGCUGGAAGGGGUGGAGGGCGAGGAGAGGGAAGGAGGGAGGGCGAGAGCCAUCGACAACCAGUACUCCUUCUUCUAAAAGGGGAAAACCACGAGGUGGGAUAGAGGAGGAAGAGGAGAGCCCUUCACAAUCAGUAUUUUCAGUAUUCUCCAGCGGAAGAACUGAGGGGUCACGACUGAGAUAUUAACACUAUUAAACAUGAGCUUUCGCGUUGUGAGAGAGAGAUGGAGAGAAAGAGAGAGAGAGAGAGAGACACCCAAACGAAUAAGCAUAUAUGAUACUGACGGUACAUCUUUAAAACACUAAGUUACGGUACUACACUAAAUUGGAGGUGCAUUGUAAAAAUGUUGGUCAGCUUUUACUAAUUGGUUCUCCAGUGUUUGUCAGUGCGAAGGUUCCUCCUCUGGUGCUGCUGCUGCUGCAAAGGAAGGUACGACAGUGUCAGCGCCGCCACUGAGCUGGUGUCGUGUUUUUAGCAACUUAUUUCUUGAAGAGUCCUUCGAGUCAUUACAUUCAUUCAGAUGUCUAGUAUUUGACCCUUCGCACUUAUACAAAAGGAGUUUUUUUUCCCCUCAGGUGAGCAGAUAUUUUUACUUUUUCAGAGAUUGUUACCCACCAGCACUCUUGUUGUUGUUGUUAUUAUUAUUAUUAUUAUUACUGGAACGUUUUUAGUUGUUUUGUUUUCUUUUUGUUCUGCCACUGACAAACUACGAAUGUCGAAAAGUACUUUUCUUCUUUCCUGUUCAUUUCAGUUGUACUGACUUUGGUAGUUCAGUAGAAGGCAUUGCCUUGGGCUUAACAAUGUCCAGUUUUGCCAACAAAAAAAAAAGAAAGAAAAAGAAAAAAAAAGCAAGCCCAGUCCUCUGAAGUCCAUUAGUAUUACUUCUUAAGGUUAAUUACCAUAUUAAACAUCUCCAUAGACUCCAUUAUUACCUCAGAGUCCUGAUCUGUCGCCCAGCUCCUCUGCUCUCCCUCUCUCUCGCUCUCUGUCUUUACAUCCUUCCCUUCCUUUUAGCUUUACAAUCUUUGUUAAAUUUAUUUUAUUGUGCAUUUAUUUUCAAUGCUAGAGUCCAGAGGAGGGAGAGAGAAUGUCUUUCAUUUAAAGAAAAAAUGUUAUUGAGUAUGAAAAUGAUAAUAAUAACUGACGAUGAUGAUAAUAAUGAAUUUAAUAAUUGUCCAAAUAAUAGUAUUAUUAUUAUUUUUCAAAAUGCCUUUAUUUUUGUUGUUUACUAUAUGAACACAUAAUAUUUGUUCUCCAAAAUCUGUUUUUCUGUUUCUAAUUUUUUGUGCCUUUUUAUAUCUCUUCUAAUCUCACUCUGUCCCACUGCUGUCACCUUCAAACUUUCCACAGAUUUCAGGCAAACUUUUGAAAAGGAAAAAAAAAAAGAUAAAGAGACCCCUUCUUCUUGUGCCUUUUCGUGUUGUUAAUCGUCAUUCCCUCUUGUUUUGUGCCAGUCAUUUCUUGAUUUUGUGCCUCAAUCAGUCUUUUUGCAGUGUCUGCCAUCCAGUUCAGUGCCUGCAUCUGUCUUCUGUUUUUGUUUCACUUCUCUUAUCCUGUCUCAGCUAUUUCGGUUGUUCUCUUGAUCCUACAGAUCAUUCAGUAUGAUUUGUUCUCUAUCCAUUUGCCCUGUGCUCCUCCCUUUUACCCUUUAUUUAAACCUCUUAUUGUGCCUUCUCUCUCUUUUCUCUUCUCUUUCUGUCUGUCUGUGCUGGGACCGUGUGUUAAGGUGGACACUGUUGCCCACUCUGUGUAAUUAGAGUUUCAGGUACUGCAUUGAAUUAAAUGAUGAUGACGAUGAUGAUGAUGAUGAUGAUGAUGAUGAUAAUAAUAUAAUUAUACUGAAACAAUA